This is a messenger RNA of Prorocentrum cordatum, 693 nucleotides long. Lineage: Eukaryota; Dinophyceae; Prorocentrales; Prorocentraceae. The record is from the annotation of a GenBank genome assembly.
GGAGCUGCACUGCCCGCCGUCGCUCUCGCCGCCGCGGCCCGAAGACGGCGGCCAGGGCCUGAGCGCCGUGCUGGGGGAGCACGGCGAGCACCUGGAGGCGGCGAUGUGGCAGGCUGGCUGCCCGCCGCACGCGUGGGCCCGGGGCGCGGUGCCGGAGCUGUGGCGGCUGCUGCGGAUCUGGGACGCCAACAAGCUGUCCCUCGCUGGCCCGGCGGGCCUGGAGCAGUGCGUGUUCUUCGUCCUGAGCCGCAUGAACCACUCCUGCGAGCCCAACGUGCGGCUCCUCCCCGGCGGGGCCGCCGGGGAGCUCGUGGCGGUGGCCGCGGUGGACAUAUCGCGGGAAGCAAACGCUCAACAUCUGCUACCUGGAGCGGAACGCGCUGCCGAUGCUGCACUUCCUGCACCUCUCGAUGAUCCUCAAGACCCGGCAGCACUUGCUCCUGCGCUGGGGCUUCCUGUGCGGCUGCCCCCGCUGCUCUGCGCCGCGGGACCUGGCCCGGGCCUUCGGGUGCCCCGAGGUGAAGAGGCGGCAGGGUGAGGUGGCCGCCUGGCGGGCACGCUGAGGUAGCCACUUGACUGAUUCGUGUGUGAGCCUGGUGUCGUCCGCCUGGACACUGGAACAAGAACAAGGGGAAGAGGCGGAUCGAGGAGGAGAAGAACUGCUAGAGAAGCCGUGCAGUCCUGGCUGUCCCC